Blumeria graminis f. sp. triticale is the source of this 2886-nucleotide messenger RNA. Lineage: Eukaryota; Fungi; Ascomycota; Leotiomycetes; Helotiales; Erysiphaceae. The record is from the annotation of a GenBank genome assembly.
AUGUUUUGGCGGUUUGGCGCGCAUGUCAAUGCCCCAAAUAUUGACUCUUUGCUCGAUAAUGCAAAUAUUACCUUAGAGGAGGUUCUAGAUCAAAACGAUUUACUUCAAGAAUUAAAGCAGCAGAAUGUGAAGAUUAUUGGUUUCCUAAGUAGAACCAGCACCAUCGAGCGACUUCUCGAAUAUGUCGUUGCACCAAAACUCGAAGUUGUUGGGGAUGGAAACCCCGAACAAGGACACACUAGGACAGGAUCUCAAACGCAAGGAAGCGAGGAAAAACCAGGCGAAGAAGACAGUGAGAAGAGACUGAACCGCUAUGCAUAUAUUUCAACGGAAAUUCUAUCAUCGGAUACGCGGCAGAUUUGCGAUUCGUUAAUGAGAAAUCAUAGGUUGAUGGCCAAAUUUUGGACAUUUUUGAAAUUGUCACCCCCUCUUGAUCCUCUUCAAGCCAGUUACUUUACCAGAGUUAAUGAAAAUUUACUAGAAAGAAGCACUCAAGAGAUGCUCACAUUUUUCAAGUCUCUCGAAGGUGUUGUUCAGAAAAUGCUUGUUCAUGUUGAUUCGCCUAUGAUUAUGGAUCUAUUACUUAAAAUUAUAAGUCUGGAAAAGUCAGAAGGUGGACAGGGUAUCGUCGAUUGGCUACAAAGCCAAGGACUCAUAGAGAUUCUUAUUUCAUUCCUUUCAUCAGAACAUACAUGGGCAACACAAACUUCUGCAGGUGAUUUUCUUAAAGCAAUCAUCACCAUUUCUGCAAAUACUUCGCAAAAUCAACAAUCGUGUGUUGGGCCAAACGAGCUAACAAGGCAACUCGUAUCACGACCAUGCGUCGAAGAACUCAUAACUUACAUGCUCGAAGGAGGUAACCCAUUAACAGUUGGGGUCGGUAUUGUUAUAGAAGUUAUACGAAAAAAUAAUUCAGACUACGACCCUUUGUUUAACGCUGAACUUUAUACCCCCUCGACUCGAGAUCCUAUAUUUCUUGGUACGCUCCUUAGGCUAUUUGCACAAAGGGUACCUGAUUUUAUGAAUUUAAUGCUUAGCCCAAACCAAAAUUCAACAAGUAAAAACUGGCCACCAGGAACAAGGCGCACUCAACUUAAUGCAGCUUUCGGCGAGAAGAUUGAGCCUCUUGGUUUUGACAGAUUUAAAGUUUGUGAGUUGAUGGCAGAAAUCCUCCAUUGUAGUAAUAUGGGUCUCUUAAAUGAACCUGAUAGCGAAGAAUUGAUUCGAAAAAGAGAUGCUGAAAGGGAGAGACUCAAAAACGAAGGAAAACUUGGUAUAUUUCCAGAAGAUUCGAACACAUUAACACCAAAAAGAGACGAUGCCAAAAAGCUUCAGGUGCACAAUGUGUCUGAUGAUGACGGAUUUGAGCGAGUAAGCCAUUCUGUGGAUGAUGAUGUGACUGACUUUUAUAAUUCCGAGCCUAUAAAUUUGAUGGAUAAGGAUGAUGAAGAAUAUGUUGAACCAUUAUCUCCAAAAAUUAUAAUGGAAGAACCAACCUCCGAAAGAGGUACGGCGUCACUUUCUCCUGUGAGAAAGAUUUCUAGAAAACUUGAUACACUAGGACUAGAAAAUGCAAGCCAUGAGCAGAUUGGUUACCAAAUCACUGAGCAAUUAUUUACACUUGAGAAUGAACUGUCAACGGCAACCCUUGAAGAACACCCUUUCGGAAAAGAUUCAACCUCUAGGAUGGACGUUAAUCUCUCGAACGAAGUCAGCCAGACUUCUGACUCUUUGAGUCAAAAUUUUGGCGCAGCGUUAUUUCCUCAGCAGCAAGUUCCCGAAGUACCCAAAUUACCAUCAAAUAUUACAAAAUCAGAAUCGAAUGUAAUGGAGUACUCAAACUAUAAGCCAGCUCCUCUAUCUGUUGUGAAGACAAAUACACCGGAUUCAAAACUUGAAACGCACUGUUUAUCUGAGGAAUCCUCUCUCACUGGGGUAGAUUCUGUGAUGGAGGAGUGUGGUGGUCAAAGCUCACAGAUUAUCAACGUGUGUAUGAACAUACUAGAUUAUCCUAUAGUUGGAGACUUCCUCAAGAUACAAUUUGUCAAGUAUAAAGUUGUGCCAACCAUACUAGACUUUUUCUUUCGGUUUCCAUGGAAUAAUUUUCUACACAAUGUCGUUUACGAUAUUGUACAGCAAGUAUUCAAUGGACCUAUGGAACGAGGGUUUAACCGCUCCCUUGCUUUUGAUCUUUUCGAGACUGGUGAUAUUACAAUGAAAAUUGUAAAUGGACAGAAGAAGAGUGAUGAGAUGAUCAAGUUACGUCUAGGCUACAUGGGUCACUUGACAUUAAUUGCAGAAGAGGUUGUCAAAUUUACAGCGAGACAUCCAUCCCAACUGUUCCCAAACUCUGUUCUUGAAAAGGUGAUGAAUCCAGAAUGGAUUACAUACGUGGAGGUUAUCCUCACAGAAACCCGAGAACGGGAUAACGCUAUCCUUGGAGGUGUCAGACCGGUGAAGACAGUUAUACAACGUCAAAUGGGUGCAAAUAUUGUCGGUAACUUUGGGACGGCUCUAGCAGACACUGGUCUGACUGGGUUUGAGACGGGCAGUGGAGAAGACGACAAUAUGGUUGGAGUAGAAGUGGGUUACUCCGUCCAUCCAGCCCCUAAUCAUGAUAAAUUUGGCGUUGAAGAGCUUGAUUAUGAAUACUUUGAAAACCUUGAUCGAGAUGCUCCUUUGUUUUCUGAUGAACCACCGCCUCCAAAAUGGGUUGCAUUACCUCUCAGUAUUCCUCCUAAUCGUAGACGCCGUCAGUUGGCUUCCAAACUGGCCUUACAAAAGCAAGAGCAAGAAAACAGUACAUCAGAUGACCAGGAUAAUGAAAUUAGCGUUACAACAAGGGCCAAGAAAAGGUUAAGCCUGGACGAUAAUGAGCUCGAUUAA